This is a messenger RNA of Nasonia vitripennis (jewel wasp), 1116 nucleotides long. RefSeq names its product DEAD-box ATP-dependent RNA helicase 42-like. NCBI's taxonomy places the organism in Eukaryota, Metazoa, Arthropoda, Insecta, Hymenoptera, Pteromalidae. The coding region runs from base 184 to 810 and encodes 208 amino acids. The transcript has a single exon. The record is from RefSeq and is a predicted model, not a curated record.
AGUGGAGGAGAUGAGUAUGAAAAUGGAUAAGGAAAAGGUAGAUAGGGAGAAGAUGAUCGAGAACUGGGAGCAGAAAUAUAUUGGACUGGAGGAAAAAAUGAACAGAAAAAUAGAGGAAGGGCUAAAAAGUAUAGAAGGAAGACUGAAAGAAGAAGGAGAAGAAAGGAAAAGAAUCAGAAGAGAAUGCAUGGAGGCGAGAGAAACGGAGAAGAAAACAAGAGAGAUGGAGAAGAAAGAAUGGGAAGUGACAAUAGAAGCGAAAGAAAAGAGAGGAAAGAGGAAAUCGAGGAGAUAUUAGGGAAGAUAAAAAGUCUGGAAAAAGGGGAAGAGAGAGACAAGGGCAGUGGCAGAGAGAGUCAAUCAGGGGAGAGAGAGGAUAAGGAAAAGGUAACGGAAACGGAGAGGGACAGAAAGCAGAUAGAAGAAAUGGAAUGGAGGAUCGAGGAAGGAGAGAGGGAUAGGACAAAGAAUAAUAUUAUAAUAGCAGGAUGGAAAGAAGAAAAAUGGGAUAGGAAGACGGUAGAAGACUGGAUAAAGAAAAAACUCGAAGUAGAGGUUACGUUGAGAAAAACGUGGUCAAUAAACCGGAAGAUCCGAAGAAUAGGGGUGGAAUGUAGAAACUUGGAAGAAAAAGGAAUUAUCACGAGAGAAAAGGCUAGGUUACAAGGGUCUGAUAUAUUCAUAGACAACGAUCUAACAUGGAAAGAGAGAAGAAAUAAAGAAAAACUGAGAGAAUACGCGGUAAAGGAAAGAAAAGAAGGAAAAGAGGUCAAAAUAGCAUACAACAAACUGUGGAUAAAUGGGGUAUAGUAUUUAUGGAAGGAAAGAGAACAGGAAUUUUUUCGGAGAAAGAAAAGGACAGGAGAGGAAAAAAGCGAGGAGGAACGGAACAUAAGAAUAAUUAGUUGGAAUGUAGCGGGAAUAAAAGGUAUGGAUGAGAGCACCUGUAUAUAAAAGGGUUUGAUGUAAUCUGUCUGCAGGAAACGUGGCUGGAAGAUAAAGAAGGAAAAUACUGGGAUAAGAAACUAGGCGGUUAUGAAGUCAGAUUCAGAAAUGCGAAGAAAGGGGGAGAAAGAGGUAGAGUGAAAGGGGGAAUAGUGAUGGCGGUAAAACAGG